Molecule: messenger RNA, 657 nt
Organism: Plasmodium coatneyi
Lineage: Eukaryota; Apicomplexa; Aconoidasida; Haemosporida; Plasmodiidae
Product: SICA antigen
Exons: 3
Coding region: 1-657 (218 amino acids)
Source: RefSeq, a predicted model, not a curated record
AUGAAUUACUUUGUAAUGCUUGGUAAGAGAAGAAAACGUUACAAAAGAGCUCAUCAGGUACGUGGUCCACUUCCCUUAGAACAGCAGAUUGUUGACCAUGUGGACGACGUUGGUCCACAUGAAUAUUAUUUAGUAAAGGAACGCAAACCUCAUUCUACGAGUAUAAAAAGGAGGAAAAAACGGGGCGUUGGUCGCUGCCGUGCUGGUCGUCACCCUGGUGUACGUCGCCGCAUGAUUAUUGAUAUUCAUUUAGAAGUCUUAAACGAAUGUCAAAAAAUGGAUUUGCAUUCGACGAAGGAAGACUUUUUUGAAAUUUUGAAAAAAAAUGUUCCUGAGGAGGAUGUUCCAAGUUCAGAUUCCGGGUUUAGGGAGGAAGACUUUGUUCCUACAGAAGAUAUUCGCAAGGAACAGUUUCCAUGUUCACAUUCCGGAUUUAGGGAGGAUGACUUUGUUGCGGAGGAAAGUCUUCCUAAGGAAACUGUUCCGAGUUCAGAUUCCGCGUUUAGGGAGGAAAACUUUAUUCCUAAGGAAGACUUUGUUCCUAAGGAACAGGUUCCAAGUUCAGGUUCCGGGUUUAGGGUUAAUGCCCCUGAGGAACAUGUUCUUAAGGAAGGUGUUUCUAGGGAAGAUGUUCCAAGUUCAGAUUCCGGGUUUUAG